This is a messenger RNA of Miscanthus lutarioriparius, 747 nucleotides long. NCBI's taxonomy places the organism in Eukaryota, Viridiplantae, Streptophyta, Magnoliopsida, Poales, Poaceae. The record is from the annotation of a GenBank genome assembly.
AUGGUGGUGGCGCUCGGACCCGGCCGGUUCUACGGCAGCGGCCUGCCGAGGCCGCGCUUCUUCCCGGGCGACCGCGUCGACCCGCCGGCAUCCGUCACGGACCCGCUCCUUGAGUGGGCGCGCGAGGCGCACUGGUCCAUGGGUGGCUUCAGCGUGAAGCGCCUCCGCCUGCAGGGCCGCAUCGAGGGCUCCAUCGACAAGCUCCGCCGCAGCGCGCGCCGCGACGCCAGGGCCAAGGCCAAGGCCAAGGCCCGCUCCGCCGGCCACAUGCCCGCCUCGCUCGCCGCGCUCGGAUCCGACGACGACGCCUCCGACGGCGACUCCGAGGACGAGGAGGAGGUGGCGGCGCGGGAGCAGGCCAUGAAGCAGGAGCUCGUCGACGACGACGAGGACUCCGACGGGUCCGACGAGUCGGAGGAGGAGGAGGACGAGCCACUCGCGGCCAUCGUCACCGCCGCCAAGAAGAGGCGCGCGAGGAAGCUCAGCGACGAGUUCGACCGCAUCGCCGUGGAGCAGCAGCUGGAGAAGAAGAAGGCGGGUGCCGCGGCGCCGGCGAGGGCGUCACCAAAGAGGAAGGCUGCCGCACCGGCCGCGCGCGCCGGCGAGGUGUCGCCGAAGAGGAAGGCUUCUGCAUCCGCUGCUGGGGCGACGGCAAGGGCAUCGCCAAAGAGGAAGGCUGCAGCACCCGCCGCGGCGCCCUCAUCGGCGACUGGGGCAAGGAGGACCUCGCCGAGGAACAAGCGCUGA